AUGAUUGCCACAACUCAGCAGAACAUGACAACGGACCUGGACCUGGGUAGUUCAGAUGGUCCCCCUCGUAACUGGAAGGGCAUAGGGAUUGCCGUGGUGGUUAUCCUGGCCGUGAUGUCGCUGGUCAUUCUCUCGGUCAUCCUCCUCACACCCGAUGAAUCCCACCUGUUACCCCAUUCCUGUCUCACCAUGGAGGAUCUGGAAAGAGAGGAAUUCAAAGUUCACGACCCCUCCGUGGCGUGGCUGGAUGAAAAUGAGGUGGUUCUGCGCACCAGAGAGGGGCACGUCCUGUCGUACAGCCUUCGCAGCAACCUCACAGCUACCGUGCUGGACAACAGCUCCCUGGACCUGACCGCCACUAAAUUCUACGUGUCUGCAGACAAGAGGUUCAUCCUCUUGGCGUACAACAUCCAGCCGGUGUUCUCUCAGUCCUUCACAGCCUCCUAUGCCAUCUACAGUGUGGCUAAUGGAGAUCUGCUGCAGCUUCACCCUGCGGGGAAGCAGAACGAAAAGCUACAGUACGCAGCCUGGGGGCCUCAGGGGGACCAGCUGGCAUAUGUGUUUGAAGGCGAUAUCUACUACCAGCCAGGUGUGACCAGCAAAUCCCUGCGUCUUACGUCCACCGGCCAGGAACAGCAGGUCGUCAAUGGGCUCUCCGACUGGACUUACGAGGAAGAAGUGCUUUUGACGUACACUGCCCAUUGGUGGUCCGUCGACGGGGCCCGUCUCGCAUAUCUCACACUUAACAACUCUGCCACGCCGCUGAUGGAGAUACCUCAGUUCUUAGGCAACCUCUACCCCUCCAACACAUUCUUGCCCUACCCCAAGGCUGGGUCAAGCAUCCCCUCAGUCAGUUUGUUUGUAGUCAACCUAUACGGUCCAGCUCACACUCUGGAGAUGAUUCCUCCCGACUCCAUCAAGGCCAGAGACAGCUACAUCUCCAUGGUGACAUGGAUCAGCAGCACCCGCCUCGCGGUUCGUUGGCUGAAUCGUGCGCAGAACCAAUCGGCGCUGUGCGUUUGUGAGGCCACCACCGGAGCAUGCUCAGAGAAACACAAAAUGACCAUGGACCUGAUGCAGAACCAGCGGCAGGAGAUGCCAUUGUUUUCAGCUGAUGGGACGGUCUUUUACAUGAUACUUCCGGCGAAGCAGGGCGCACGCGGAGAAUACCACCACAUAGCCAGUCUCUCAGCCCAGCCUGCCAUCCCCUCUGUCCCUCCUCGGUUCUUGACGUCUGGGAACUGGGACGUCACCUUCCUCUGCGCCCUCGACGAGGAAGCUGGCAAGAUCUAUUUCCUGAGCACAGAAGAAUCCAAGCAAAGCAGACAUCUCUAUAGUGUGGAUGUGGACGGAGUCCUUCAGCGCCAGUGUCUCUCCUGUAAUCUCAUUGAUGGAUGCAGCAUUUUCCGAGCCAAGUUCAGCCCCAAUCAGACCCAUUUCACUCUUUACUGCCUAGGCCCUGGAAUCCCCAAAGUGACAAUUCACAGUUCAAAGGAUCCCUCCAGAUACAUAGUCCUGGAAGACAACGCCCCUCUUGCUGAGGCCCUGCAGGAGAAGAGACUUCCAGAGACUCUAUUUAGGACGCUGUCAGCAGACAAUCACGAUCUACACCUGAAGCUAUCGCUGCCUCAGGGUUAUGAGGCCAACCUGCACCCUCUCCUUAUCAUUGUAGAUGGAGUUCCUGGCAUUCAGUCAGUCACAGAGGAAUUUGCACUCGGCUGGCCUCAGGUCCUCUCCAGCUCACAUAACGUGGCCUUGGCCUGGGUGGACGGCAGGAGUGGACCUGGUCGUGGACAGAAGACCACCACUGUGGAUCCGCGCAAGCUUGGAUCAAUCAGAGUCAAAGAUUAUUUAGGAGUUGUGGAGUGGUUGAUGCAACUGCCUUACAUUGAUGAUCGUCGGAUGGCCCUCUAUGGAAAGGGAUUUGGUGGUUAUUUGACUCUCAAGCUGUUAGCUGCGACAGAUAAGUUAUUUCAAUGUACAGCUGCUGUGGCGCCCAUAACUGACUUCAGACUUUAUAGUGCUGCCUUUUCAGAGCGCUACCUGGGCCUUCCAGCAAAGGAGGAGCACACUUACUCCACUGCAUCUUUGUUGGAGGAGGUAAACAAACUGAAAGAUGAAAACUUCCUAAUAGUACAUGGAACAGCAGAUGCAAGAGUUCAUUUCCAGCACAGCGCUGAGCUCCUAAGCCGUCUGGUGAAGGUGGAAGCCAACUACUCCUUGCAGUUGUAUCCAGAUGAGGGCCACACCUUCAGAGAGCCCCGUAGCAUCCAGCACUUCCAGCGGACUCUGGUAAACUACCUCCACACCUGCCUGAGGCACAGCCUCCUCACAGCUCCCGUGGAGGAGCCAGAGGAAGAGGAGGACUGA
Molecule: messenger RNA, 2370 nt
Organism: Lampris incognitus (smalleye Pacific opah)
Lineage: Eukaryota; Metazoa; Chordata; Actinopteri; Lampriformes; Lampridae
Product: inactive dipeptidyl peptidase 10
Exons: 25
Coding region: 1-2370 (789 amino acids)
Biological process (GO): proteolysis
Molecular function (GO): dipeptidyl-peptidase activity; serine-type peptidase activity
Source: RefSeq, a predicted model, not a curated record